This is a messenger RNA of Morone saxatilis (striped sea-bass), 5560 nucleotides long. It is a transcript of the gene oga, whose product is annotated as O-GlcNAcase. The record is from RefSeq and is a predicted model, not a curated record. The transcript has 19 exons. NCBI's taxonomy places the organism in Eukaryota, Metazoa, Chordata, Actinopteri, Moronidae. Gene Ontology annotation, biological process: glycoprotein metabolic process. Gene Ontology annotation, molecular function: beta-N-acetylglucosaminidase activity. The coding region runs from base 396 to 3233 and encodes 945 amino acids.
UGCGCAUGCGCACUCGGUGUAAACAGGAAGAACCGAACGAAAAACGAGAGCAAAUCUACCAUAAAGAGAAGAACAUGAUCGGACAAAUACGAACCGACGCCUUGUUUUUCCUUAUAUAUUAAUCAAUACAAAUGUCGUCCGGUAGCACCUGAUAGUAAUUUCGAUUGCAUAUUGUAGAAGCAGUCGCUACAUUUUCGACCACUUUGAUAGACUCGGUAAUACCGUCAGCUAGCUCACGUUAAGAAAGACAGCGACGAUUUAUUUCCUCCAGGUUUUUGCGAAUUUUGUCUGCUGAGCUACAUUUACAAGCAAAACACACACACACAAAAAAAAACCUCGCUGCACUCUCUGAAUCUAGUGGCUUUUUUUUUUUAAAUCGAGGGAAAUCUCUUGCAAUGGUUCAGAAGGAUAAGACGCUGGAGACUCCUCCGGUGGACGGCGAGCAGAGCCCCAGCCCGGUCUCUGGAGAGGCUUGUGCCGAGGCCCUUGGCCCGGUGGAAGAGUCCGACAUUGCAGUCGAACCGACCGGCCACAGGAAGUUCAUAAGUGGGGUCGUGGAAGGCUUUUAUGGUCGACCAUGGACAAUGGAGCAGAGGAAAGAGUUGUUCAGAAGGCAGCAGAAAUGGGGACUGAAUACAUACCUUUAUGCACCCAAAGAUGACUACAAGCACAGAAUGUUCUGGAGAGAGCUGUACUCAGUGGAGGAAGCAGAACAACUCAUGACUUUAAUCGGUGCUGCUAAGGACCAUGGGAUUGAGUUCAUCUAUGCCAUUUCCCCUGGACUGGAUAUCACCUUCUCCAAUCAGAAAGAGGUUUCUGCACUCAAGAGGAAACUUGACCAGGUUACUCACUUUGGCUGCAAGUCAUUUGCCUUACUUUUUGACGAUAUUGACCACAACAUGUGCCCUGCUGACAAAGAGGUGUUCAGCUCAUUUGCACACGCUCAGGUAUCCAUUACCAAUGAAAUCUACCAGUACCUGGGAGAGCCCGAAACCUUCCUCUUCUGUCCCACAGAAUACUGUGGAACAUUCUGCUACCCAAAUGUCACUCAGUCCCCCUACCUCCACACUGUAGGAGAGAAGCUACUGCCUGACAUUGAUGUGCUGUGGACAGGCCCCAAGGUGGUGUCCAAAGAUAUCACAGUGGAGUCUAUUGAGGAGGUGUCAAAAAUCCUAAGAAGAGCCCCGGUGAUCUGGGACAACAUUCACGCCAAUGAUUAUGACCAAAAGAGGCUUUUCUUGGGUCCAUACAAAGGCCGCUCCACAGAGCUCAUCCCCAGGCUGAAGGGAGUCCUCACCAACCCUAACUGCGAGUUUGAGUCCAAUUUUGUAGCGAUCCACACUCUGGCCACCUGGUACAAGUCUAAUAUGAAUGGGGUGCGCAAGGAUGUGGUCAUGACCGAUGGCGAGGACAGCACAGUGUCCAUCCAGAUCAAGUUGGAGAAUGAGGGCAGUGAUGAAGAACUGGAGACAGAUAUGCUCUACAGCCCACAGCUUGCUCUAAAACUGGCUCUCACAGAAUGGCUGGGGGAAUUUUGUGUUCCUCAUCAAUACAACAGCCGACAGGUGCCUCAGAGUGGUGCCAAAAGCACAGCCAUCAACGUGUCAUCCAUGGCAGCUCCCUCUCUUUGCUCUUCCACAACAGUCACAACUGUGUUCCAGCAGCCCAUCAUGUCUCCAGCCAUGCCACCGCUCUGUCUGGAUCCACUCUCACACCCCAUGGCAAAAAUACCUCAGGAGGAAGAAGAGGUGGAGGUAGAGAAGAAGGAUUCAGAUGAGGAGCCCAUGGAGAUGGUGGUUGAGAAAAUGGUGGAUGAACCAGAGCCAGAAGUAGAGACUGACCCAGAGGAAAAGCACAUUGGUCCUAUCAUGGCUGACAAGAUGGCUGAGGACCUGAAGCCCAUGGAUACUGACAAGGAAAGUCUUGCAGAGUCAAAGUCCCCUGAAGAAUCUAUCCAGGAGGACUCUGGGAGCGACAUCGCCCCUAUGCAAACAGACGAUCAGCUCAAACAGGUGGCGCAAACAUUUGAUGUGUUUGUGCCUGGGCCCAAUGAGAAGCCCCUGUUCACAGCAGAGCCCCUCACACUUGAGGACCUGAGCUUGCUGGCAGAGCUCUUCUACCUGCCUUAUGAGCACGGAAACAAGGCCGUGCAGAUGUUAAAGGAGUUCAACUGGCUAAGAGCCAACAGCAGCGUCGUCAGUGUCAACUGCAAGCGAAAGGAAACUGAAAAGGUCGCAGAAUGGCAAUCAAGGGCCGAGAAGUUUGAGGAGAUGUGCUGCUCAGUCAUCCACAUGUUCACACGGCUGUCCAAUUCAGCCAACCGCACCAUCCUGUAUGACCUCUACCCUUACAUCUGGGACAUCAAAAGCAUCAUUUCUAUGGUCAAGUCUUUUGUCCAGUGGCUAGAUGGAAGAAUCCACAGUACAAGUUUCUACUGCUAUUGGAUCGACAGUGGCCGAUGGUGUCGUAGUCAGUCCUCAGCACAAUUCCUUAGAGGAGACCAAGAGCCCUGGGCCUUUAGGGGAGGUCUAGCAGGAGAGUUCCAGAGAUUGUUGCCAAUAGAAGCGGCAAACGAUCUUUUCUACCAACCUCCACCUUCAAUGCCAACCUCCAAACUCUAUUCCAUACGGCCGUACUUUCCCAAAGAUGAGGCUGCAGUUUAUAAAAUCUGUAAAGAAAUGUACUGUGAAGGUCUUGAGGACAUACCUUUCUCUGAUGAGGAUCCUGACCUCAUAGGAGACAGGUUAGUAGGAGGUCUCCUAUCACUGAGCUCUGAGUAUGGGUUUGUGCUAGAGGAUGAUGAAGGGAUCUGCGGUUAUGCUCUCGGCACCGUGGAUGUCAAGCCCUUCCUCAAGAAAUGCAAGUUGAGUUGGAUUCCCUUCAUGCAAGAGAAAUACAACAAACCUGACUGUCAGAAGGACCUCACAGAGGCUGAGAAGAUGAUGCUGAGUUUCCACGAAGAGGAUGAGGUUCUUCCAGACUCCUUCCUCUCCAACUUCCCCUCUCUCAUCAAGGUUGACAUUCACGCCAAGGUCACAGACCCAAGUGUGGCCAAAAGCAUGAUGGGAUGUCUUCUAUCUUCUCUUAAGGCCAACGGGUCCCUUGGCGCGUUCUGUAAGGUUCGUCAGACUGAUAAGAGAAUGUUGGACUUCUAUGGUAAACUGGGAUGCUUUGAAGUAGCCAAAAUGGAGGGCUUCCCCAAAGAUGUCAUCAUUAUGGGACGCAGCCUAUGAAGAAACGUCCUGCUACAAUAACAGACAGAGAGCGAGGGAGAGCAAGUCAGCGUGGCUUAAACAUGUUUGCUACCUUCAUGAGAAAAACUUCCAUGAUGAUUUUAUACUACAUUACCAUCUGGGCUAGCCCCGGGAAACCUCUUUUUAGGAUUUGUGUACAGAAGCACAGCAGUUGCGCACACACACAGAUUCCCCUGUGCUGCCCUUAGAUGUUAUGGCCCUGUUGGAUUCAGCCGAUCCGAAGCUAACAGGCGGAGGAAUGAUCUGUAGUCAGAUGAUUUAAGCCAACAUGGAAGAGUGGCACUCCGGCAUUGAUUUAUGGGGUGCCACUGCUCAUAUACCUCCAAGAGGCAGGAAGUAAUAACUCCAUAAGCCUUUUUCUGAUUUAAUCCAGUAGCCAUUACAUGGAUAUUGCCCACAAAGUGUCUGUAUCCUAAAUGGAGGCAGAGCUGUGAAAGGAGGGCGGCCUGUAUCUCAGGUAGUGUCUUACUACCACUACGUCCCGCUUUCCCAGCUUUAACAUAGAGAAAUAACACAGCUGUCGACAUAAGUAGGACACCUUUGUACAGGAUGUGAGGUGCUAUUUGAGAGUUUGCCUUUCAUCAUCACAUCAUGGUAUUUCCAAUUGCUCCACAGUAGACUUCGAGAAAGAGGCCUUUUAAAGUGGUAUGCUUCUAACAAAAAGUGAUGAGAAAAGCAAGUCUGAGAAAAUUGUAGCUUUGGGGGGUUUAAUGAAACCCUUUAAUAAAGGAUUGUCACAGACCAUCAAGGAAAAGUAUUUGUUGAGACUGUUAAAGACUCAACCAGGAGGUCCCCUGAAUUUCCGUUCAAGUAGUCGUAGACAUUCGGAAAGCAAAAGAAGAGCUUCCACACGUUUACAAACAUGGUUCUCAGCCUAUUUCGUUUCAGCGCUUCGCUUGUGGCCAUUUUUUCCUUUUUUAGAGCUGAGUUGUUUUUUGCCCCCCCCCCCCCCUCCCUUAAGCUAUUGCCUUUUGGUUCAUUGCCUUUGGAUUUUAGGUUGAUAUUUCAGACCCCAGUGUCUUGUGUGUAAAGGUUUUUCUCACACACGUGUCAGAUACAGCCCGAGAAAGGUCAUUUUGGACAUCGGCCUUAUUGCUCGGAUUCCAGAGAAGUAGUCUGACAUUGACAGUCACAUGUCUUAUUUUUGCCCAACCAGAUCACAGACUCCAGCACAAAUCCCUCAGUAAACCUAAGCUGACUGACAGGGAUAUGUCUGUCACAGAGAGCUCAGACCAUCUCAUUAAGUUAUGUAAAAUGAUACGUUUACAAACGUUUGUCUGGCACACAUUUGUUAAAAUGAAUAUGAGUAUAUGAGGCCUAUGAAGAAAAGACCCUCCCGCUGUCAUAAAGAUGCUCAGUUUUUUUCUUAACCACUAAUUCCAAACCUGACUUGUAAAGCAGGUAAUCUGGGCGAAGUUCAUCUUUUUGCUUGUCAUUGUUAAUAUAUUUUUUUUUUUACUUGCUUGCAUCUGUAAUUUCUUCAACCCUCCCUGCAUUGUUUAAACAUUGUAUACUCUCAAAUGAAUGUCUUCUCAGUUGAGCCUUGGUGAACGCUCUCACUAUCACAGAGGCUGUUAAAUCCUGUCACCAAAGUGACUCCCACACUGAAGCUGUGGGGGCUUGGAGCAGAAAUUCCUAGGCCUUUCCUAUCUGUCCAUUGAAUGUUUUAUAUUCUGACUCAUUUCCCAUUUUUGUUUUUGUAAAUGUAUAUACUUAAAAAAAAAAGCACUUGGACAAUAGAUAGGAGUGUUCUGUUGGUUACACGAGGAUCAUCAGUUGCUCUUCAGUAGCUGCCUGCCAAUGUGAUGUUUUGAUACUGUGUACAUUCAUAAUGUGCAUGAGGUGUAUUGGAUUUGCUGUGGCGGUCAGUAUAAUAGCCUCAUCUCAUGCUACAUAGAGGAAGAAGCAUGCCACUCACCUCUUUGAGCAUAAUACUGUAGUUGGUAGACAGUCUGUAAACACUGUCAAUCAUAAAGUGUUUAUUAUUUUGUAUAUCUUUGGCUGUGCUUUCUGUUGCCCUUCAAGAAGAAGAAAAUGCUGGCCUUGUUACAACGCCCUGUCCUGUACAGCCUUCCUACCUGGCCGUGUUUCAACAAGGUGUGAGACUCACCAACAGACCUGCUGGUCGUCUUCUGAAAUGACAGCAGAAUUUCCGCGCUUGUUUUAAAUGGUUCAUUUUGCAGUUUGUCGACGUCCAAGCGUUUGUCCUCUGCCAACCGGGUUUGAUAGAAAUGGGCUUUGACUGAGAGAAAGGGCUUACAAUUGUACAUUUCGAUUAUCUGAGUUUAGGGUUUUGGGGGGNNUUG